Messenger RNA from Micropterus salmoides (largemouth bass), 7373 nucleotides. RefSeq names its product AT rich interactive domain 1Ab (SWI-like) (gene arid1ab). The coding region runs from base 399 to 7373 and encodes 2324 amino acids. The transcript is spliced from 21 exons. Lineage: Eukaryota; Metazoa; Chordata; Actinopteri; Centrarchiformes; Centrarchidae. The record is from RefSeq and is a predicted model, not a curated record. Gene Ontology annotation, biological process: regulation of transcription by RNA polymerase II; chromatin remodeling; positive regulation of DNA-templated transcription. Gene Ontology annotation, molecular function: DNA binding; nucleosome binding. Gene Ontology annotation, cellular component: nBAF complex; nucleoplasm; brahma complex.
GGUCGGUAAGAUGGCUGUGUCUCGCGGAGCCUCGUGCUGGUUUGGUUGAUUUCUAGCUCGCGCUCUCGUUCUGUAACAGAAGCCCCCCCCUCCAACACACACACACACGCACACAUUCACUUGUGUCGGUGAAAUUUAUUUCCCUGGCUCUGUAUUUAUAUAUUUUUUCUUUCACAAACUUUCCCCUCUCUGUUUUAACUUUAAACGGAGUCGCGGUGGAUUACCGGAUAUCGGUCCGGGCGGAGGGCAAAGGGGGGAAUGAACCGGGACGACGGGUACGUUGUUAUAAAUAUAAUUGUAUUUAUAUUCAAUGGUUAUUCGGAGUUUGAUUGUGAGUGAGUCGCCGUGCUGAGAGAGAGAGAGGUAGAGAAAGAGUGGGGGAGAGAGAGAGGGAUAUCAUGGCCGCUCAGGUCGCCAGCGUCGCCACUCUCAACACUAGCCCGCCAUCCGAACUCAAAAAGCCGGAUCGGGACCCACAGGAGGAGUCGGUACCGGGAGAGAAACAGCAUGAAAAUAAGGAACCGGGACCUGACGGCGGAUCUCCUGGCCAGAAGGAGCUGCAGGACGGGGCCGAUGCUGGAAAUGCUGGGGGAGGAGGGGAUCCUGACAUGAAGAACGGCAACGGGAAUUUGCCCAGGGUAAAUAAUAGCAGUAAUCAGAAUGAUACAGGCGGGCCCGAAGGGAAUAACCAUCCCGGCAUGGGACACCACCACCCGGGCCCCUUUCCUCCACCUCCUUACGGUUACAACCAGCACUACAGCCGGGCCCCUUUUCAUCAACAUGGCGGACAACAAAGCCCUGGCAUGGCAGCUGCAUCGGGGCCGGGCAUGAUGGACCCUUACCCCCCUAAUUCACACGAGCACGGCUACCCCAACCAUUAUAACAACUACAGCCCGUUCCAGAACAGGACUUCUUAUCAGGGCCAAGGAUACGGGGCCAUGAAUUCCCCGCGUAACAACCAGCCUCCGGCGGCUGGGGGGCAGCCAGGCAAGCAACAGCCAGCAGGAGGAACCACAGCUAUGGCUGCCUCUUACAAUAAUCAGAGGUAUAACAUGGGAACCCAACAACCUACGUCUACGCCAACUUUAAAUCAGCUCUUGACAUCCCCCAGCUCUGCCAGGAGCUACCCGAAUUACCCUCAAGGAGACUAUAACAAUCAGGAAGGGGCCAAUAAGGGACCAGGAGAUAUGGGCAGCAGUCAGUAUGGUGGGGUCCAUCCGGGUUGGCAACAAAGGACCCACCAUCCGCCUCCCAUGAGCCCGGGAAACACUGGACAGCCUCCAAACAGAAAUCAGCCUCCAAGCCCAAUGGACCAGGUAGGGAAGAUGCGUGGCCAGCCAUAUGGAGGACCCAGCCCUUACUCCCAGCAGCAAGGGCCUCCCGCCACAGGGCCUGGACCUCAGCAGGGAGGCUCUUACCCAGGGCAGGGCUAUGGCCCUCCAGGCCCUCAGAGGUAUCCUAUGGCUGUGCAGAGCCGAACACCUGGCGCUAUGGGCAGUAUGCAGUAUGGACAACAGAUGUCUGCCUAUGGGCAACAGGGGCCGGGUGGCUACGGCCAGCAGAGCCAGGGCUACUAUGGUCAGCACGGCCCCGCCCCUCACCCUGGCCAACAGCAGCCUCCAUAUCCUGGCCAACCCCAGGGCAGUUCUGGGACUCCCUACCCCCAGCAGGGUCACCCUUCACAGCCUCCUGGCCAACACGGGCAGCCAGGACCCCCCUACCAACAAACCCAAGGUCCCCACGGCCCCUCUCCAGGUCAGCCUCCCUAUAGCCAGCCCCCACAGUCUCAGCCUGGACAGCCAUCCUACGUCCCUCCCCAGCAGCAACAGCAGCCUCAACAGCCGCAGGGACCAGGCCCCCAAAGUCAGCAGGGCCCUCAGGGCCAGCCUGGGUAUCCACAACCCUCCGGACCUGGGCAGCCACCACAGCAGCAAACCCCGCCGCAGCAACCGCCGCAGCAGCAAGGACCCCCACAACAACAGCAGCAGCAACAACCAGGAGGUCCACCUCCUCAAGCCCAGCAACCUCCAAGUCAUGGUCAGCAGGGUCAACCAUCCCCUUACUCCCAGACACCCCCACUGCAACAGCAGCAACAGCAGCAACAGCAGCAGCAGCAGCAGCAGCAGCAACAGCAGCAGCAGCAGCAGCAGCAACAACAACAGCAACAGCAACAGCAACAACAACAACAACAACAGUCACCAUAUCAGAGGUUCCCACCUCCUCCACAGGAACUGUCCCAGGAUUCCUUUAGCUCCCAGUCCAGUGCUCCGCCUUCCAAUCAGCCCAUGGCUUCCAACAAGAGCAGUCAAGAAGACAGCAUGCAGGGCCGGCCAUCCAGUCUGCCGGACAACGCUAUUUGCUUCUCACUGGGGGGCUGUGCUGCGGCUGCAGAGGAUCUGUCGGGCUCCAUCGACGACCUGCCCACCGGUGCAGAGGGGGCCCUGAGCCCCGGCGUCAGUACCUCAGGGGUGUCCAGCAGUCAGGGUGAGCAGAGCAAUCCUGCCCAGUCACCCUUCUCUCCGCACACUUCGCCCCACCUGCCAGGGAUACGUGGGCCCUCGCCAUCACCUGUGGGUUCCCCCGCAAGCGUCACCCCCUCCCGCACAGGUCCUCUGUCCCCUGCUGCUGUGCCAGGUAAUCAGAUGCCUCCCCGGCCGCCCAGCGUCCAGUCGGACAGCAUCAUGCACUCUUCCAUGAACCAGUCAGCCAUGGGCCAGGACAGGGUGUACAUGCGUAACCCUCAGAUGCCUCCAUACGGGUCCCCUGGACAACCUGGCUCCGCCUUAUCUCCACGCCAGUCUUCGGGAGGCCAGAUGCAUAGUGGAAUGGGACCUUAUCCCCAGAACAACUCCAUGGGAAACUACGGGCCUCAGGGGACCCAGUAUGGUCCACAAGGUUACCCCAGGCAGCCCGGCUAUACAGGGAUGCCAAAUGCCAACUACCCCAGUGGCCCCGGCAUGGGCGGCUCCAUGAACCCCAUGCCUGGUCAGGGCACCGGGGCUCAGUAUGGAAGCAUCCCACCUGGCAGAAUAGGCCCGGGGCAGAUGGGUGCUCGACCCUAUGGUCCUGGGAUGGGCUCAAACAUGGCCGGCAUGCCUCCUCAGGUGGCGUCCGGGAUGUGCCCCCCUCCAGGCAUGAACAGGAAGGAUGGCGGCCCCUCCAUGCACCACGGACCAACAAACUCAAUACACAACAGGCCACCUGGGUACCCGAACAUGUCCCAGGGCAUGAUGGGAGCAGGCCCUCCAUAUGGCCCAGGCAUGAAUAGCAUGCACGGUAUGAUGAACCAGGGAGGGCCAGGGCCAGGGCCAUAUCCAAUGGGAGCAAAUAUGCCCAACAACACCCCGGGAAUGGCUCCAAGUUCGGAGUUUGGCAUGGACAAAAUGACCCCUGCCCCGAAAAUGAACAACAAAGUGGAAGGGACUCCCAAGCCAGAAUCCAAAAAGAAGUCGAGCUCUUCCACCAUCACCAACGAGAAGAUCACUCGUCUGUACGAGCUUGGCCCAGAGCCAGAGAGGAAGAUGUGGGUGGAUCGAUUCCUAGCCUUUGCCGAGGAGAAGGCCAUGGGCAUGAACAACCUGCCGGCAGUGGGACGCAAGCCUCUCGAUCUCUUCAGACUCUAUGUGUCCGUCAAAGAGAUCGGCGGCCUCACCCAGGUGAACAAGAACAAGAAGUGGAGGGAGCUGGCCACCAACCUGAACGUGGGCACGUCGAGCAGCGCGGCCAGUUCGCUCAAGAAACAGUACAUCCAGUGUCUGUACGCCUUUGAGUGCAAGAUUGAGCGCGGCGAGGACCCGCCCCCGGACUUCUUCAACACAGACACCAAAAAGAACCAGCCCAAGAUCCAGCCUCCCAGCCCAGCUGGCUCCGGAUCCCUGCAAGGACCCCAGACCCCUCAGUCCACCAGUAGUUCGAUGGCAGAGGGGGGAGACCCGAAGCCCCCGACCCCAGCCUCCACCCCGCACACGCAAAUGCCUCCGAUGCCUGGCGUCAGGAGUAGCGUUAAUCUCCAGGACCCGUUUGCUGACGGCGGAGACCCGGCGUUUUCCAGAAGGAAUGCCAUGACUCCCAACUCACAGGGCUACCAGCCUGGGAUGGGGGGCCCAGAGAUGAUGGGUCGAAUGGGGCCCUACGAGUCUAACAAGGACCCCUUUGGUGGCAUGAGGAAAGCUGGAGAGCAGUUCAUGCAACCAGGUCCCAACAGUGGGAUGGGAGAACAGUAUAACAGGGGCCCACCAGGCCCUAUGGGCAACAUGCAGAUGGGCCAGAGGCAACAGUACCCUUACGGAUAUGACCGAAGACAGGAGCCAGGCAUGGGUCCUGACGGCAGUAUGGGACCAGGGGCUCCUCAGCCCAACAUGAUGCCUUCUGGAGCCGACACAGGGAUGUACUCGCCCAGCCGCCCUCCUCCACAGCAACGGCAUGACUCCUACACCAAUCAGUUCCCUGGCCAAGGAGCUCCCCCUGGUGGCCCGUACCCAAAUCAGCAGCCGGGAAUGUAUCCACAGCAGCAACCGAACUAUAAGCGUCCUGUAGAGGGAGGGUAUGGGCCUCCAGCCAAGCGCCAUGAGGGAGAAAUGUACAACGUCCCCUACAGUGGUCAGCAGCAGCCAGGACCCCAGUCCUCGGGGCCCCAAGGGCAACAGGACAUGUAUAACCAGUAUAAUGCAUACCCUGGAGGGGAUCGCAGACCACCAGGCCCACAGAACCAGUUCCCCUUCCCUUUCGGCCGGGAGCGAGGACCGGCAUCUGCAGGCCCCAACUCCCAGUCUCCAAUGCCUCCCCAGAUGAUGGCAACCCCCAUGCCUUCAGGUCCCGAUGGCCCCCAGGGUCCAAUGUGGCAGGGCCGCAAUGAGAUGGGCUACCCCAACUAUCCCAACCGACAGGGACCUCCUGUACCAGGCCAGGGCCCCGGCUACCACGGCAUGAACCGCUCCGAGGAGAUGAUGCCGUCAGACCAACGCAUGAACCACGAGGGUCAGUGGCCCGGCCACGUCAACCAGCGGCAGCCGCCGUUUGGCCCCGGUGGUUCUGGACCCCCCAUGACCAGACCCCUGCCAUCCACCUACCAGACUUCCCAGAACCACAUUCCUCAGGUGUCGAGCCCAGCACCCAUGCCCCGGCCAAUGGAAAGCAGGACGUCACCCAGCAAGUCCCCCUACAUUCAUCCGGGCAUUAAGGUGCAGAAAGCCGGACCCCCAGUACCCGCCUCCCAUAUUGGCCAGGCCCCUGUGCAGCAACCCAUGAUCAGGAGAGAUGUGGCCUUCCCUCCUGGUUCUGUGGAGUCCUCCCAACCCCACCUAAAGCCCCGCAGGCGGCUCACCAUGAAAGACAUUGGCACUCCUGAGGCUUGGAGAGUGAUGAUGUCACUAAAGUCAGGCUUACUAGCUGAAAGCACUUGGGCCCUGGACACCAUAAACAUUUUACUUUAUGAUGACAAUAGCAUUUCUACUUUUAACUUGUGCCAGCUGCCUGGAUUCCUGGAGCUGGUGGUGGAGUACUUCAGACGCUGCCUCAUCGAGAUCUUUGGCAUCUUAAAGGAGUAUGAAGUCGGAGACCCCGGCCAGCGCACACUCAUAGACCCCAACGCAGCUGAGGACUCAGAUGACGAAAUUCCCAUGCCUGAGGGCGAGGACAUGGACAUCGAAGAAGAGGACGAAGAGGACGAGGAGGUAGAGGAAACGAAGGCCAACACCGACAUCUCCUCACUGGUCCAGGUGAAGCAGGAGGAGGAGAGCUCACAGAAACACAAGUCUUCAGAGGACGAGGACGAGGAGAAGGAAAGGGAGUCUUCUAUCAAGGAACCCAAUACCUCUACCUCAGGGUCCUCCCAGGACCCCAACCUCCACUCGGAAAAGCCCAAGCAGGCUAGCAAGUUUGAUAAACUCCCCAUCAAGGUGGUGCGGAAGAAGAAUCCCUUCCUGGUGAACAACUCGUCCAAGCUCGGGCAGCGGCAGAGCUUCGAUAGCGGCUUAAUACACUGGAGCAUUGGUGGUGGUGACACCACCGAACACAUCCAGACCCACUUUGAGAGCCAGAUGGACCUUCUCAAGCAGAGGAAACGCACACCAACAGCCACUGAGAGCCGCAAGAAGGUCCAGGUGACCGAGGUGGUGACGGAAAACCCUGAGAAAUCCAAGUCCAACGGGGAAGACAAGCCUCGGCCGCAGCAACCCCAGUCUUCUGAACCUCAGAAGUCUCCUCUUCUUCCCAUUGGUGCACCAGUCACUGCCACCAUCGAUGAUGUACUAUCUGCCCGCCCGGGGUCGGUCACAGAGGAAGUGGUUCGUGGAGGCGCCGAAGAGCAGAAGGAGAACGGCAAGUACCUGUUCAGCAUCAACCCUGACCUCCAGAGCCGACGCAACAUCAAAAUCCUGGAGGACGAGCCUCACAGCAAGGACGAAACGCCGCUCAGCACGCUGUCAGACUGGCAGGACUCACUAGCCCGGCGUUGCAUCUGCAUUUCCAACAUAGUGCGCAGCCUCUCCUUCGUUCCGGGGAACGACCUGGAGAUGUCGAAACACCCAGGCCUCCUGCUGCUGUUGGGCCGCCUGGUGCUGCUCCACCACAGGCACCCCGAGCGUAAACAGGCACCGGUCACCUACGAGAAGGAGGAGGAGGAGGAUGAAGGCGUGAGCUGCGAGAGAGAUGAGUGGUGGUGGGACUGCCUCGAGGUGUUAAGGGAAAACUGCCUGGUCACUCUGGCGAACAUCUCAGGCCAGCUGGACCUUUCUAUCUACCCAGAGAGUAUAUGCCUGCCUCUGCUGGAUGGCCUGCUCCACUGGGCUGUCUGCCCCUCAGCGGAGGCCCUGGACCCCUUCCCUACACUGGGGCCCCACGGCUCACUUUCCCCCCAGAGACUGGUCCUCGAGACCCUCAGCAAGCUCAGCAUCCAGGACAACAACGUCGACCUCAUCCUGGCAACGCCGCCGUUCAGCCGCUUAGAGAAGCUGUACGGCUCCCUGGUGCGCCUGGUCGGUGAACGCAAGGUGGCCGUUUGCCGGGAAAUGGCGGUCGUCCUGUUGGCUAACUUGGCCCAGGGUGACAGCCUAGCGGCGCGGGCUAUUGCUGUGCAGAAAGGCAGCGUGGGUAACCUGCUGGGCUUCCUGGAGGACAGCCUAGCUGCCACACAGUACCAGCAGAGCCAGAGCUCUCUGCUACAAAUGCAGGGUGCACCUCAGUUUGAGCCCACCAGCGUGGACAUGAUGCGGCGGGCAGCCCGAGCCCUGCACGCCCUGGCGAAGGUGGAGGAAAACCACUCGGAGUUCACGUUGUACGAGUCGCGGCUACUUGACAUCUCAGUGUCCCCACUUAUGAACUCUCUGGUGUCCCAGGUGAUCUGUGACGUACUGUUUCUGAUUGGCCAGUCAUGA